This is a messenger RNA of Dermochelys coriacea (leatherback sea turtle), 4593 nucleotides long. RefSeq names its product ribosomal protein S6 kinase A2 (gene RPS6KA2). NCBI's taxonomy places the organism in Eukaryota, Metazoa, Chordata, Testudines, Dermochelyidae. Gene Ontology annotation, molecular function: ATP binding; magnesium ion binding; ribosomal protein S6 kinase activity. Gene Ontology annotation, biological process: protein phosphorylation; intracellular signal transduction. Bases 311 to 2512 code for a protein of 733 amino acids. The transcript has 21 exons. The record is from RefSeq and is a predicted model, not a curated record.
UAGUAGGACCUAAGGCGAGGGAGCGAGGGAGUGGAAAGAGAGUUCGGCUUGCAGCACUGAAAUGUAAACAGUGGAAAGAAAGACAGAGUAAAAAGCACUUAUGCUCUGAGCAGCAAGCAGCACACUGGAAGAUUUGAUGGCUCUUAUAAUAUACCUUCUGUGCAUCUAGCUGUACACAACUUGAUGAAUUAGCAAAGAUACUUCUGAGAAUCUCUCUUCCGUGGAUUUAAUAUAAGGGGCAAUUGGGAUGCACUAGCCUUCUUCGUCACUGCAGCUCCUCUCUGCUCUGCACUGUAAUUCAAACGGGGCAAUGGAAAUGAAUAUGAAGAAGUUCACAGUGCGUAGGUUCUUUUCAGUAUAUCUCCGCAAGAAGUCUCGGUCGAAGAGCUCAAGUUUAAGUAGAUUUGAGGAAGAAGGUAUAGUAAAGGAAAUAGACAUCAGUCAUCAUGUAAAGGAAGGUUUUGAAAAGGCAGAUUCUUCACAGUUUGAGUUGCUGAAAGUAUUGGGACAAGGUUCCUACGGAAAGGUAUUUCUGGUGAGGAAAAUAAAAGGAUCUGAUGCUGGCCAGCUUUAUGCCAUGAAGGUACUUAAGAAAGCCACUCUGAAAGUUCGGGAUCGGGUGCGAUCGAAAAUGGAGAGAGAUAUUUUGGCAGAAGUGAAUCAUCCCUUCAUAGUCAAGCUUCAUUAUGCAUUUCAAACAGAGGGAAAGUUGUAUCUAAUACUAGAUUUCCUACGGGGAGGGGACCUUUUCACAAGACUCUCCAAAGAGGUAAUGUUUACAGAAGAGGAUGUCAAGUUCUACUUAGCUGAGUUGGCCUUGGCUUUAGACCACCUCCAUAGUCUUGGAAUUAUUUACAGGGAUCUAAAACCAGAAAACAUUCUCCUAGAUGAAGAGGGUCACAUUAAGAUUACAGAUUUUGGCCUGAGCAAGGAGGCCAUUGACCAUGACAAGAGAGCCUAUUCAUUCUGUGGGACAAUAGAGUACAUGGCCCCAGAAGUGGUCAACCGGCGAGGACACACUCAGAGUGCAGACUGGUGGUCCUUUGGUGUGCUAAUGUUUGAGAUGCUGACAGGGUCAUUACCAUUCCAGGGAAAAGACAGAAAGGAGACAAUGGCUCUCAUUCUCAAAGCCAAGCUAGGAAUGCCUCAGUUUUUGAGCAUAGAAGCCCAAAGUUUGCUGAGAGCCCUCUUCAAAAGGAACCCAUCCAACAGAUUAGGUGCUGGCCUCGAUGGAGUUGAGGAAAUUAAACGGCACCUGUUCUUUGUUACUAUAGACUGGAAUAAACUAUAUAGGAAAGAAAUCAAGCCACCUUUUAAACCAGCAGUGGGACGGCCAGAAGACACGUUUCAUUUUGACCCGGAGUUCACAUCACGGACCCCUACAGAUUCCCCUGGUGUUCCUCCCAGUGCCAAUGCUCAUCAUCUUUUUAGAGGAUUCAGCUUCAUUGCAUCCAGCUUGGUGCAGGAGCCUUCACAGCCAGAUUUGCACAAAAUCACAGUUCAUCCAAUUGUGCAGCAGUUACAUGGGAACAAUAUUCAUUUUACAGAUGGAUAUGAGAUCAAGGAGGACAUAGGUGUUGGCUCCUAUUCAGUAUGCAAGAGGUGUGUGCAUAAAGUAACAGAAGCAGAGUUUGCAGUGAAGAUAAUUGAUAAGAGCAAACGAGACCCCUCUGAAGAAAUUGAGAUUCUCUUGAGAUAUGGGCAGCAUCCAAACAUCAUUACUCUGAAAGAUGUGUAUGAUGAUGGGAAAUAUGUGUACCUGGUGAUGGAGCUAAUGCGAGGAGGAGAGCUCUUAGAUCGAAUCCUUCGACAGAAGUGUUUCUCAGAACGAGAGGCUAGCGCUGUCCUUUGCACCAUUACCAAGACUGUGGACUAUCUGCAUUCCCAAGGAGUUGUGCAUCGAGAUCUGAAGCCCAGUAACAUUCUCUACAUGGAUGAGUCAGGAAACCCAGAUUCCAUCAGGAUCUGUGACUUCGGAUUUGCCAAACAGCUGAGAGCAGAGAAUGGACUGCUCAUGACACCUUGCUACACAGCCAACUUCGUAGCCCCUGAGGUCCUGAAACGACAAGGUUAUGACGCAGCCUGUGACAUCUGGAGUUUAGGGAUCCUGUUGUACACCAUGCUGGCAGGAUUCACCCCUUUUGCAAAUGGACCAGAUGACACCCCAGAAGAGAUACUGGCCAGGAUUGGCAGUGGGAAGUAUGCACUUGCAGGAGGAAACUGGGAUUCAGUGUCCGAUGCUGCCAAGGAUAUUGUGUCCAAGAUGCUUCAUGUAGAUCCUCAUCAGCGCCUAACAGCAGUCCAAGUGCUAAGACACCCCUGGAUAGUGAACAGGGAAUAUCUAUCUCAAAAUCAACUCAGCAGACAGGAUGUUCACCUGGUGAAGGGUGCAAUGGCAGCCACAUACUUUGCUUUAAACAGAACACCUCAGGCACCAAGGCUGGAGCCUGUAUUGUCCUCCAAUCUGGCUCAGAGGAGGGGCAUGAAAAGACUUACCUCAACAAGGUUAUAGCAGACCCCAAAAAUGCCUCACUGAAACCACAGUUUGUUAUUCAAGAAGUUCAUCUUUAUUACUCAGUUAACAGAACUUUGGACAACUUGCACAUGAAGUCACCAGAAGUCCAGCAUAAGGCAAAGUUAUCCUUUGCUAUUUUACAUUCAGGCCAGAAUCCUGAAAUCUGCAACUUCUCCAAGAUGUGCCAAUUGCCCUAUUUCCUUAUUGAUUUAAAGCCAAAUAAAAUAGAUUCCCUCCCAACCUCAAGAACUAUUUUCAAAUCCUUAAGAUGUGCCGAGAUCACUUUUUUAAAGCACUUUUCACAGUGAAAGCAAGCAGUUUGGUUUAAAAGUUUUCAACUAUGCCAGCAUCUGCAUCAUGGUGAAUUGGCUCAACCAGUCAGCAGUAUACAUCUACUGAUCAUCAACUGCACUGAAGCCCAUCUCAAAGGAAUUGAAGGUUGGGGAGACAUAGUGCCAAAUACCAGACUUAGAAAAAAUGCUGUACAAAGUGAAGGAGAAAGAGCUGUCGCUGAUGAACACUUCCGAUUCUGAGAAAUCUUGUGAACUCUCCCACUCUCAUCUGAUGUUGAAAAAGGUAUGGAACAGUGACAGCCUCUUUAAGAGCAGAUGUCAUGAGCCCUAAUAUAUCAAGGUUUGGCAGAGAACUCUGGGAACUGCAGUCUCCAAAAGGGAUUGUUAGGUCUUAUGUGAAUGAGGAGGUCAGAUGUCUGGCCAAGACUAUAUGAGUAGGAGCCUGUGGCUCAGAGAGGAGGUAUUCCCUAGGUUUGACUUCUCCAUAGUAGCUGGCUUGACAAAACAAGCUGAGGAUGGCUGGUGGAACAGAGCCAGGAAAAGACCUGGGACAGACCUACAGACAGCACACAGAAAGACCCCAAGGAGGGUUAUUGACAGAAUGAAGUCGCUUGGACAAGAUAGUGGAGGGGGCUGUUAAAGUCAAUUGAAACUCACAGUUAAGGUGGCCAGACUUGAUCUUCCAGGAAGGGUGGCAGGAUGUCCCCCUUUUUAUAACUGUGCCAACCAGACUAGUGGAUUGUUGAGCCCAGGAGGGGCUAAAUGGACUGUCAUUCUUGUUCCCCCAGGCUUUUUCCUGGGUCUAUUCCACCAACCCUCCUCAGUUUGUUUGCACAGGACUGCUACUCUGGAGAGAUCAACCCUAUCUCCAUCCACUUCCUGCCCUCUCCACUUCCCUCCUUAUAUAGUCUUGGCUUGUCACCUGACACACACUCCCAUAGACACGUAACACUCAACACUACAACAGUACACUGGGAAAUGUACUCUCCAGGUUCCCUGCUUUUAAAGGGCCAAACCUUCUAUUAUGCCUGGGCUGACAGUACUUUCCCCUAAAGGGGCCACCUGAGUCUUACAAGGUAUUUAAAUAAUAUUAAUAAUAAUAAUAAAGGAUACUGUCCUAUUGAGAUAAAAAUCAAUCAUACUUGCUAUCUGGGUUUUCCAGGUGUGGGAAAAGAACUUCACGGGAAAAGUCUUAGUAAAACAAAUAAUCUUUUGCAAUUCCUGAUUUCAAAAGAAAAUGGGCAAGGUUUGUAAUGCUGGACUUAAGACUUUUUUUAUUCUCUCUCUUUUCCAUGUUGGCUCUUGAUGGUCACAAGUUGGCUAGGGUUGUUAUUUAUAGUGCUUUUGUUAAUUUGUUUUUCAAGUGAAUUUCAUCACCACACAGGCUUUGCAGAAGCAGACAAUAUACUAUGUUGGCUUUUAUUUUCUGUUGCAAAAGGUAAAAAGAAAAAAAAUGUGAACAUGGAGCUUUGUAUCCUAGAAAUGGUGUUUAUUAUGCUGUGCAUCUUGAUACUCAACUGGAAUCAGCAGAUUCAGACUCUUCGCAGCAGUAUGUCCAGGGGAACAAGGAGUUGCAUUAACUACAGCAAUGCGCUUUCUAGGAUUACAUUUUCUAGUGUUGCUCUGAAUUGUUUGUAUUAGUCUAUUUCAAAAUUUAUAAUUAAUCUUAAUAAUUUAAACCAAUAUUUAAUGUUCUGUUUUAUGUGCUGUGCACACAGGACUGCAUCAAAGCAGCUCUCCUUUAAAAUGUAUUUUUUUUAAAGAAUAAAACAAUGCUGUGAAUCA